AUGAAAGCAAUCAGAUGUAAAUCAAGCAGCCAAGUUAGCAGUCGAGUCAUGAUUCGGCUUGGACUUCUACUAGCAUUUCUGCUUGUGGUGGCAUCCCUAGAAAGCCCAGGUAUUUCCAAGCCUGAAACUAAAUCCACGAAAAAGGAUGAUGCAGCCUUUCAAAUAUUUCACGGCAAUAUCGAAAAGUACGAGCUUUGUGUAAAACUUUUAAGGGUUUGCCGCAAACUGAGGGACAAGGCGCCCGAUUACUCCGAUCUUGACGAAGAAGAGCCGGUUGGCGAUAACGAGGUGAAUGCUGAGGACAAAGACGAGUACCGAAAGUCGGAUUGCUUGCCCUAUGGCCUCUCGGCAGCCGGCGAAAAGCACUUCUGGCAGAUUGCAGCCAAAUGGCAAAAGGAAAUCGACGACAGGUUCUUAAUUCAAAACCUAUUCGUGGUGAUAAAGACGACCGACAAUGGGCGGAACACGAAUUUGGCUUUUGGCAAAUGGCAAGGCUGGUGCAACAGAACCGAUCUUCCCGACGAAACGACAGAAUCAAGUGAAGAGGACGAUCGCAGUGUAUCGGGUUCUACCAGUACACCAAUUUUACCAACAAGUACCUUACCUCCUUCGAAAAACUGUGAUAGGAACAGCCAACAAGGCAAAUGGAUAUUUAACACGAUCAACGACACCCGAAAGUUGGAUAAAGUUAUCAGGGGAUUUUCCAACUUUCUGAUAACCCUCGGAAAGUACGCCAGAAUAAAAUGUUGUCCCUAUGAGUCAGUCAGAGACCGUUUGGAAAUCAUUCACGAUGGCAUUGAUUUCUUACAAGAACUAAAGGGCACGGAAUCCUCCCCGAAACCAGAAUACACUGAUAUAAACUCCGAUCUUUCUUAUCUCAGAAACAGAUUAGUGCAUUUCAAUGACGAAACAAAAAAAUAUGGUAGUGCCAAUUACUCGUCGGGUAAAUGUUGUCCCAAUAUUUUAAGUGAGCUGAUUAAAUUCGAAAAUGAUUUUGUAAGUAAACUUCAAUCUUUAGGCCCACAGAAAAAAAUCAUUGACUACACGCCAUUUAUAAAAAAGGGAACGAGCUUGCAAGAUAUGUAUUUGAGUCUACUAAAUGUCAUCCGCUCACUAGAAACUUCUUCCGAGAGUAACAGUAAUACAACCAUUUGUUGUGCCGAGGAAAAAUCAAAUAUUAACGAUGUAGAUCAACUCUUGAAAGAUCUAAAGCACAUCAGCUCCCUUGACGAAUUAUCCAAAUUAAUAGACCCACUAAAAGAAAGGCUAGCCUAUGCCAAUGAAUCACUUUCGGAUGCGGAAAAUCAGCUGAUCUUUGAAGAAGGAAAUCUCCAGAAACUGACUUUAUUAUGCGGAAAAGAGUGUCGACAAGAAAAAACAAAGGGUGCACUUUUUCAAGGUCUCAUUUCGAAGUUGGGCAACUUAAAAAACAAAGUCAACAACAUGAGUAGUUUAGGGUCCGUGAAUUGGACUGUUCUCACCCAAUCUGUAAACAAUGUGAACAACAUGAUCGAAAAAAAUUCAUCGGCAAAAACCGAUCUUAGCAUUUAUCACGAAGUACAAGAAAAUAUUUUCAAACAGCAAUUUCAAGAAAUUGAGGAUAAGCAAAAGGAUUUGGAAGGAUUAGACCCUAGGCCACCAAAUGAUAUACAACUAAUGCUCAAUCAAUUAGAAACUGAUUUGGAAAACCUAACAGAGAAUGGCAUUAACAAAUUGGACAGGGAAAUGCAGCACACCCAACUAAAAUUUGAAAUGGAAAAGGAAAAGUUCGAUAGGGAAGUUGAGGAACAGCUAAAAUAUAUUAACCUGUUCAGAGAAGAGAUGAAAAACGAACAAGAUCUAAUUGACAUUCGCAUUGCCAAAAUAAAAUCGUUGCAAACGCCAAAAGAUUAUGACGACAAGCUAAUUAAACUUGAGGCCACAGCCCUUGGGUUUUCCAAGCAGAUUUUGAGUUACGAAAAGGAACUUUUGAGCCGCAUCGAUAUAAUGCAACAGCAACUGAAGGACCUGGACAAGGAGAUCGAAAAUACGGAGCACCGGGCAAACAUUUGCGACGGUGAGUGUGACUUAGGUGAUCUUGAUUCAGUGGACAAACUGAUUGGCAGGGUACAGGCUGUCAAGGAUAAGCUAAGUUCAAAGUCAACGCUUGUCAAGAGUAAACGCAAAUCACAGAUUAUGGUUGUCAAAACCAGGAGAAAAGGUUAA
This is a messenger RNA of Drosophila elegans, 2205 nucleotides long. RefSeq lists its product as uncharacterized. Lineage: Eukaryota; Metazoa; Arthropoda; Insecta; Diptera; Drosophilidae. The transcript is spliced from 3 exons. The record is from RefSeq and is a predicted model, not a curated record. Bases 1 to 2205 code for a protein of 734 amino acids.